AUCCGUUUUGAUAUCAAGUUGGUUAUUGUUACUACUAUUUAACGCCAUUCAAAAGCCCAAAGAGCAAGAGAAACUAAAGAAGAGCACCUUUGCUAUUGCAGGCACGAAUUAAAGUCGUUUGGGCCAUUUUUUAUCUCGAUUAUCGUGAAUUCGGACUACUUUUUUCCUAUGUUUACUUACUAGUAACUUCAUCUGAACCAAGACAGAACAGCUAUCCUAGUUUUCAAUUUGCACCUGCCACCUAGACCGAAUAUAGUAUUAUAAUUUCUUCAUCUUGAGAUUGGAUUCUACUAAGACGAAACUCAGACUCAAAACUGAAACUCAGAGAAACUGUUAUUACCAUUUUUUUUACCUCACAUAAUUUUUGAUUGGACCAAGAUUUUCUAAUCGCUGAAUAGCGUGGUAGUACAACUGACCAAGACUUUAAGAUGACAACUUCGACUAAUAAUACAACAGAAGAACCGACUAGUGAGUCUUCAGUUAGUUCCAAGUUAACUGAGUUUGGCGAAAGAGGAACAACAGCUAAAGACACCGCUAAGAAAGCGAGAGCAGUGAGCAAAAGUAGAGUGCGUCUUCCACAGAAGUCGUUUCAAGGCAGUAAAGCUAACGGUCCUAUUUUUCAGUACUUCAUGACUGGUGACGAUUACUCCUCGCCAGAUACUGCUGGUGUGACCACCCCCACCAAGCGACGUCACUCCCCCCUUGGGUCUCUGAGUGACUAUGGGGCUGGUAGUUUUGAGGGGAAUGAGUUACCGGAUCAGAGUCCGAGAAAACUGACCAUCUGCGAGGCGAUUGACGAGAAGUUCUCACAUGUAAAUUACAACGCGUCCCGCUUUUGUCCAGUUGAUUUGUCCCCAGUUAAGUUCGAAAAAGACGGAUCAGUUAGAGUACCCUGGACCCUAGUGCUAGAGGGCAGGAAAAUAGGGUAUGCGGGGGACUGUGAAAGUCUGUCUAAAUAUUGUGGAAAUGUCAGAGAGCUGGAUUUGUCACACAACGAUCUUCAGUCUUGGAACGAGGUGGUGACGAUUCUGAACGAGAUGCCGCACUUGACUGAACUGAUGUUGGGCCACAACAAACGCCUAUGUCACAAUGUAGAUUUCACAUCAUCAUCAUCCAUGUCACAAUCGAAAGGCCAAAAGCAACAACACAGCAUGAAUGGAAUCCGGAGCAUGAGUAGUCCGGAAGAAGAACUAGUCAAUUGCAACAGUACAAAUGCGAGUAAUAAUGGAGAGACUGCAUCAGGGGAGGAGCAAGUGGUGCAAGCGUCUGCCUCCAUUCCGAUGUCAUCUUCCCAUCUGAACGGAAGAGGAGGGUGGGACUCCUUCACAGUCCACCCCAAUCUGAAGACACUGGUGCUAAUCAACACAGGCACUACCAUGCAGACUAUUGUUAACCUACUACCCAAAUUACCCUCUUUGCAAGAGUUGCACUUGAGUUUGAAUGGGUAUGAAGAGAUAGAAGACAGAGUGAUGGAGACAGCUCAGCCCCAUGUGAACGUGCACACUCUCUACUUCACAGACAACCAACUAAAACACUGGACUGACUUCAGAAAGCUAGCACAACUAUUCCCACAUCUCAGGUACCUGUUUCUGGCGCAUAACCAUCUGACUCAUAUAGACAUAUCACUGGAAGGAAUCUUUCCUGACUUGGAGAGUCUGCACAUUGCAGGCAACAGGAUGAACAGUUGGGAGUGUCUGGACAGACUGAAUGAUCUGCCUGCUCUCACUUCUCUCAGAAUGUACAACAUACCAUACUAUGAUGACUCUGCACCAGAUCCAGCCAUAAGGAGACUACUAUGUAUUGCCAGGCUGAAGCAUGUGACUACUCUGAAUGGAAGUUUGGUGACAUCUGACAACAGAGUGGAUGCAGAGAGAUAUCUAAUCAGACACUACCUCGACACAGAUCACACUGCCAAACCACAGAGAUACCAUGACCUGGUGAACAAGUACGGACAGCUGGGAAAACUGGUAGAGGUGGACUUGUCUCCUGUCGAGCAGAUCACUCUGAUGUUUCACUGCUCUGACAUGGACAUUUUUCCACGGGAGAUCAAAGUGAAGCCAUCCAUGACUGUUUUGCAGCUGAAGACACAAGUGUCCGAAAUCAUAGGACUGGCCGUGAAGGACUUCGAACUGUUUUACAAAGAUGCGUUAGUUGCCGAGAAGUUUGGCCAUGACAGUUCCUUCACACAUCUGAAACUGAUGUCCAUACAACUGAGUACCAUCUCAGGACUCACAGACCAGACAGAGUUGCAUGCGAGAGUCACAGUGCAGCACCUCAUACGCCAGGGAGUCAAGCUGAAAACGACCUCGAAACAAAAUUAAACCAGAACCACAGAGCAGUUGUACAGAACGGGAAGGAAAGGAGAGAUCGCAAAUUCCAAAACUCGAAAAAGUACAGAAAUUUGGUAAUGAAGCUGAUUUGGAUGACGCUCACUGCAUGUUUGCUGGCCUUUGUGAGACACUUUUAAGCAGAAGCGCCAAUACACAAGUUUUGAGUUUUUAUUUUAAAAAAUGGCUCAAACGAACAAUAAUGACGAGGUUCAGACAGUCGAAAAAUUUCAAUAAUACGACUCAUUUUUGUUUUUUUAUUGACAUGAUGAAAAACUAAUCAGGCUGAAACCUAUUAAAAAGAAAUUGGCGCUUGUAGCACAUUAGUAAUUGUGUGUACAUUUCGUGGCUUAUUUUUGAGUGAUGUUAAAUAGAUAGUCGGUUUUAAACUUCUCUUCGUUAUUUCUCUGCUUAGCAGAACCUUAAAAUAAUGCGCAAUUAGUUUGAAUUUGAAUGACUUAAUUGUGUGGGAAUAAAAUUAAAUGACCAUAGCUGAAGCUAGAUUCUGUUCAUUCUGUAGUGCUUAGGGGUUUAUAGCAUCAUCGGCUUUUUUCCUCUUUCGUUUUGGUGAUUAGAACUUCGGUUUACAACCUCGGUUAUUGAGAGUUAUUAUAAGUGAUAUAACACAUUGACGGUUGAACUCGAAAUUUGUAACCACGUGAACAGAAAUCCAGUUUACCAAAAAAAACGAUUCGAGGAAAAGAAGCCCCACCAUUCAAUAUACUAGCUAAUGUCUUCCUGUUUUCUCUUUGUAGUUUCUCUUUAUUUCUUUCUCUGACCAUAUUCUCACUCGUUUGUAAAUUGUACACUAAUUGUAUAGUAUCUUCUCACUUUUUAAUGCUCUUCACCCUUGUAGACUAACCUUUGCCAUGUUUUAAAUGACGAAUACAAAUGAAUUGAUACUGAUAUUAGCUACUGUUAUGCAAUCGUAAUUGAUAGAACUCAUUGCCAGGGAUAUUAUGAUGUGAUGAUAGAAUAGAAACUCUAUUUGUUCCUGUCUCAGCCUGUGCUUUAGUUGGUGUAAAGUUAGUAGUGGUAGUUGAGAAAAUAGAUGUCGUUUCUUCUUAUCGCCUCUCAUCGCCUCAUGAUAUUUAUUUCCUAAUAUCAAUUUAAGUAUUUCUUUCUCUUUUCAAAA
This is a messenger RNA of Symsagittifera roscoffensis, 3462 nucleotides long. Its product is annotated as tubulin-specific chaperone cofactor E-like protein. Gene Ontology annotation, molecular function: histone binding. Gene Ontology annotation, cellular component: nucleus. The coding region runs from base 429 to 2321 and encodes 630 amino acids. The transcript has 8 exons. Lineage: Eukaryota; Metazoa; Xenacoelomorpha; Acoela; Convolutidae. The record is from RefSeq and is a predicted model, not a curated record.